This is a messenger RNA of Diprion similis, 2880 nucleotides long. It is a transcript of the gene Trf2, whose product is annotated as TATA box-binding protein-like 1. Gene Ontology annotation, biological process: DNA-templated transcription initiation. Gene Ontology annotation, molecular function: general transcription initiation factor activity; DNA binding. The record is from RefSeq and is a predicted model, not a curated record. NCBI's taxonomy places the organism in Eukaryota, Metazoa, Arthropoda, Insecta, Hymenoptera, Diprionidae. The coding region runs from base 456 to 1358 and encodes 300 amino acids. The transcript is spliced from 6 exons.
AUUCACGGGUUGUUUUGUUCUUCAUUUUAUCGGCGUGUCUAGGCUGUGCGCAUUCAGUGGUGUCGCGAGUCUAUUGAACAUGGCCGAAAACAAUGGCAAUGGUUACUGAGUCGACUUUGUUGUAUCCCUUGCGCACUUGUCAGUACCGAAGCGGAGGCCUCUGAUAAAAACUAAAAGCUAACUCAUCUGUCCGACAGCAAAGUGAGUAAUCGUCGCUCCUGCGGAACAACCCCCAUCUCGGGCCCCCGCCCCCUCGUUCCUUGUUAUUGAGUACUUCACCCCAAAUACACAGCGGAUUUUUUCCGUACAUUAUGCACAGCGACUACCCAUCAACAGGCGCUGUCCCCAUGAUGCAAAAUUGAAAAGGGAAGGUCAUAACUGCUUGGUCGAGCCAAGGUGAGAGAUGAGGCUCUCAUAACUAAGGUCAAAAUAGGCGCUGCGAGGUGGCUAAUAUUAUGGCAACUGCUAUUCAGAAGAAUGGCAUGAAACACCUGACGAAUGGAGCGCUAAAUCAUGUCGACAAUGUCAGUAGUCUGGAAAGAACAGGUAUGCACCCGGACAGCAAGGAUGUCAUGCUCGCCGAGGAACAGGAACAGCCUGAGAUACAGGGAGAGAUGGAAGUUCGCGAGACUGAGGCCCCGGAGAUGGAGGCCCCUGAGAUAGACAUUGUGAUAAACAACGUAGUGUGCAGUUUCAGCGUCAGGUGCCACCUCAAUUUGCGCAAGAUCGCGCUCGAAGGAUCAAAUGUUGAGUACCGGAGAGAAAAUGGGAUGAUAACUAUGAAAUUGCGCCGGCCUUAUACGACUGCAUCAAUAUGGUCAUCAGGCAAAGUGACGUGCACAGGAGCAACAAGCGAGGACCAGGCAAAGAUCGCAGCUCGACGCUUUGCCCGCUCCCUGCAGAAGCUUGACUUCAAAGUCCGUUUCAAUAAUUUCCGGGUAGUCAACGUCCUGGGCACAUGCUGUAUGCCGUUCGCCAUAAAAAUCACAUCAUUCUCGGUCCGGCACAAAGAUAUUGCGGACUACGAGCCAGAGAUUCAUCCUGGCGUUACAUACAAACUGAAGGAGCCAAAGGCCACCCUCAAAAUAUUCUCAACAGGAAGCGUUACCGUGACUGCUCCUAGUGUGGCGGCAGUGCAGGCAGCGAUUGAACACAUCUUUCCACUAGUCUACGAGUUCCGCAAGGAACGAACGCCGGAGGACCAGCUUGCCCUGCAAAUCAAGAAGCGAGGUCUGGCUGGAAACAAGCGGUCGGGCAAUUGCCCCGGUGCCUUUCCGCCGGAGGUAGUGCCAGUACCGGAUGACGACGCGAUGGUCUCAGAUGACGAAGGCGACGCCAGCGACGCGAGCUGGAACUGAUUUGCCUUUGUCGCUUGGGAGUGCUGGCUUGCGUUUCUCAGAGACAACACAAACACGAUGUGCUAUUUUACUGUGUGUCGGACAAUCGCGCCGGAACCGAGCAGUAGCCGUGGCGGAGUUACAGGACCGUGCUGUGCGUAAUUUAUGUUUUUUUGAGCCAAUACGCGAGGGACGAAAAAGAGGAAGUGAAAGAGAUAGAGAGCGGGCGGGCGGGAAGGGAAAGUGAAAUAGAGAAAUAGAAACUGAGAGGAGAGCAGAGAGUUGAGAAUGCGCGCACGAUAUCGCAAUCCUUGACUCACGCCUCCUGCGAUUAAGGGUGAAGGAGCGAAAGGUAAAUGCUUGGUUGACUAGUCGAGUGUGUUGUAUUCGAAUUAACUUCUUUCAAUCAAUUUACUCGAUAAUAAUACAAUUCAAAGGGCUGCAUUGGUGCUCGCUGAUUUAGCUGGCCACAAAUGAAACCGUACGGUGUUUCGUCGAACGGCGCCCAGUCUACGCAAACGUCGACAAGAAAAUUUGUGACGCUCUCCCGUGCGUAUUACUAUAAUUUUUAUUUUAUUUUUAUUUUUUGUUUCCUGUAAUAAUGUACCGUGCCAAAGAUCGAUGUUCAAAAUUGGAGGCAAAGUUAUUGUUGUUGUGUAGAACAUUACUUGUACAGCUGAAGAUUUUGUUCAUUAUAAGAAUAAGUUUUCUCAUUAUUCAUACGUUACUAUCCUUUUUCGUAAUUACAAACAGCGAUCAGUCGGUUACAAUUGUUUAGUAAAAAAUAUGGAAGUCUAUCAUUUCUUUUGUAAAAUUGUAAUCCCAACUGGCACUCGCUACCUUUGCUCGUAACGAUACGUCGACUCGAAUGUCGUUGCGUCAGCUCACGGGUAUGGAAAAACUGCCAAAAUCUGACACGUGGUGUCAGGUCCGCGUUGCCCGUCUCGAUUCAUACUCAGUUAUCACUCAAACACAAUUUGCAAAAAUAAAUAUAAUGUCGAGCCUUCGAUAAAUAUUGCAGACUUCUCCAACGCCCUGUGAUAUUAGAAGAAUUCGGUAGAAAGGUAGUAAGCGAAAGAGUCAGGGAGCGAGGGAGGAUUCGGUGAGUCUUUCAUCAAUUCCCGGCAAAUCAUACAGCGGCGCGAACAGGUAUUUGUCCAUGUUUGCUCGCACGGAACUCAACGAUCUUCCAGAUCCCGAUAUGCGGUUGAAAAUUUCAGGACAUAUGAUUAUUGAACUAUCGAACAAUUAAGGAAAAUGCUUAUAAUCCUUUAUUGAUUAUGUGUCUAACCAGAAUCUCAAUGUUGAGGUUUAGAAAAAAAAUUGAAACGAAAACACAAUGUGACCUUGUUACAUUAAUUGGAACGAUGUAGCCAGGAGAGAAUCCAUCCGGCUUGAACCAUUCUCUACAUGUCAUAAAUACACAAUUGAACCCUAACGUUCGGUCUUUGGCCGUUAGCAAGGGUUAACCAGCCUCAUAGAUAUCAACAGAGAUUUCUGUAACGAUAUUUACGCCGCUAGUAAAUACACAUAAAUACUCGUG